UCAACAGCAAUAUUUAUUAUGUUUAUUCGUGGCGAAUAAAUAUGUGCAUCUCCAGCUCGUCACAGUUUGAACAGGGCAGAGGAUAUGGGGAAAGGCACGCUGAUUGGUGGAGAUCGGACGGGCAACGUAAGCGCUCCUCUUGAAUGAGAGAGAGAGAGAAAACAGGCUCACUGCAAUAGGCUAUAUUAUAGUAAGAAGAGACCACUCAGAGAAGCGGACGGACUCAGGCCCCACUGCCUCAUCGCAUCUAAUGGUACCUCCUUGGCAUUUUCUGGAGUAAACAAUUUGGAAGAGGCGACAGCGCGUCAGUGUUCACUGCAGGAUUCGCGUCUGGACAAAAACGCGCACAUUCCAGAGCUGAAUUUGGUUUUCCAAAUUGAUUUGCUCCAUCCAAAAUGAUGAUGUUUUUGUUUUCUGUAUCAUAGUUUUAAAGCUCAAAGAUAAGUAUUUUGAGCAUGUUUGAAGAGCGAUUAGAUACGCGUUUUGAUUGAUUAUUUUUUUAAACAUCUGAAAAUGGAACAACAGCUCUCCAAACCCGAACGCAAAAACAUGGACUCGUGUCUGAGACGUCUGAAGCAAGAGCUGGUGUCCAUGAAAGAAGCGGGAGAUGGCCUCCACGCUCAGAUGAACUCCAUGAUGGGCGCCCUCCAGGAACUCAAACUCCUCCAGGUCCAGACCGCGUUAGAAAGCCUCGACAUUUCAGGACGGCCCAUUAACCGAGGCCCCCCGCCACCCACGUCCGCCCCUCCCGUCGCAUCGUCAGCAGCCCAACCCCCCGUGGAUGGGAACCCCGCCAUCCCUUGUCGAAGCCCGACUCCGCCUGAGGAGGUCGGUCCUUUCCCCGGCCUGAGUCCCAUGCUGAGUCCCAGGCCGUCGCCUGACAGCCGAGUCAGCAGCACCAGCCAGGGCAACGGGACGGGGAGCCGGGCCCACCAGCGGAGCUCCGUCUCCUCCAGCUCCAGCCUGGGACGCAGCAGCAGCAGCGAGGGUACCGAGAGCCCCCAGAGAAGCCAAAAGAGCGAGCCCGAGGCGGUUCCCAGGAGGUGGUCGGGCUACACGGCCCCUCAGGUGGACUUCUGCGGCCCCACGGUGGGCAACCCUCCGCCGGAGCCCGUCCCCCACCCGUCGGCCCCCCGGCGCUCCCAGGCGCUGGACCUACCCGGCAUCCUGUACAGCCUGUCCCGGGAGGGGCCCUCACUGGACAGCGACUACUCCCAGGACAGCAUGGACGACUCCAGCGACUGGACCUCCUCGCUCAUGAGCCAGCGGCGCAACCGGCAGCCCCUGGUGCUGGGGGACAACGUCUUCGCCGACCUGGUGGGCAACUGGCUGGACCUGCCCGAGCUGGAGAGGGGCGAGGAAGAGGCGGCGGCAGAGGAGGAGGAGCUGGAGGAGAUGAGGAAGAGGAGGGGCGAGAGGAUCACGGACCGGUGGCCGGACCGGCCCGACAGCCCGGCCCACCCGCUCCGCCUCAGCAAGUCCCAGGAGAUCUCCAAGAAGUUCUCGCUGACCACCAACAUCUUCAAGAAGUUCCUGCGCAGCGUGCGGCCCGACCGGGACAAGCUGCUGAAGGAGCGGCCCGGCUGGGUGGCCCCGGAGCACCCGGAGGGAGACCUCUCCAAGAGGCCCAAGAAGGCGGCGCCCAAGAGCAGCGCCAGGGGGAGCUUCUACCUGCCCUUCUGGGCCGCGGGACAGCUUCAGCAGCAGCAGGGCAAAGGCAGGCCUGGCCCUCAGGGGUCGGGCCUGGAGAAGGGUCAGUACCAGCCUCGACAGCAGCUCCACCAACAGCACCACCCGACCUUCUCGGGGAUUUACUUGGACCGGAAAACGGCAGAGAGCCGGUUGGAGAGGACGCAGCCCCUGUUUGACCACAACACAGCUGUGUGGGUCUGAGCGCGGUUCCAGAACUGAAGCCGUGUGGCUACCAGACUGGCAACAGCAGCUGCUGCUGCCGUCGCGAGGACUUGGCCGCAGAAGAAGCAGAGACACUGACCCACAUACAGACAUUUUUUUCCUGAACUUGAUUGAGAAAGGAUGAACUUGACACACACACACACACACACACAAACAGACACACACAUUUCCAGUUUUGUCUGACAAUCCUAAAACUUCACCACCAACACCUCAAUGUUGGUGGUGUGUGCAUGCAUGCAUGUGUGCGUGUAUGUGUGGUGUGUGUGUGUGUGUGUGUGUGUGUGUGUGUGUGUGUGUGUGUGUGUGUGCAUGUGUGUGUGUGUGUGUGUGUGCAUGCGUCUGUCUAAAAGAGAUAGCAAAUGAACAAAAUACAAUAAUACAGGAUGGAGAUUUUUGUUAUCAUUCAUCCUCACGCCUCUGCAUGCAUGAUUUACUUUCCUACAGCUACUUCAAAAACACAACAUCUGACUCCCAUAUCAGAAUGUCUGCAGAGGCAGUCGGCAUUGCGCUUCAUCAUGAUAGAGCCUUUUGACAUUUGUGCGUCCACUUCAGAAACCGUGACAUUUCUCACAGCUACCCGAUAUCUUUUCAUCUCCUCCUUGGUUCAUCUCAUAGCAAUGGGUACAGCUAAAAAAGCAACAAUUCCUUGAGCUGCAUGAACUUAUUUUUGUUAUCAUAAAGUGCAACUCAAUGUAUCUUUUAUCUAAAACACAGCCAAUCAAUGGAGGUGCCCCCCCCCACCUCCGGCACCGCAUGGGGGAAGAGAGGUUUAGGGACCGUGGUUUGUAAACAGGUCCCACCCAUAGCCAUUUCAUGUUCCAUUCACUAGGCUCAGGGAAUGGAUGGAAGCCAGCACAACACAGGACACUGCCAUAAGUACACACACACACACACACACACAGACACACACACACACACACACACACACACAUGGGACAACUGACACUCCCUGUUGAUCUUGCCUGGAUCAUCGCAUGUUACUGGCUUGAGUCAGAACAUGUUGUGCCCGCGCGACAGGCCGGAACCCCUCGGUCAAUCUCCAGACAUGGCACACCGUGCGUCAACGGUCAGUCCCGGCGGGGGCAGGGGUGUUUUAUAAAAAGAGAAGGGUGGGGGAGGGGGUGGGGGGGGUGUUAUGAUGGGACAGAUGAGACUGGGGCACCAAAGUCUUUGAAAGGGAGAGAGACACACUGACUGUACGACGGCCAUCUGCUGCACACUCAUUAUGUGGAGCUCAACACCCAGACUCUCCAAGGAGACACAUUACAGGUCCGAGGUGCCUGUUGAGCCCAACGUUUCUGGGAGGAGAAAGUAACGCACUAUGCUCAAGAUGUUGCUUAUUUGCAUACUCACACACACACACACACACACACACACACACAGUAAUGGCAGUAUACCAGGGCCCAACAGUAUUGUAAAUCUUCGCCUCCAGGCAGUUCGCCCAGGCAGGUAACCAGCUUUUCGUGUUUUCUGAGAUGUACAGAACAUUGUGCACUUACGGUGUCUGCCAUUUACCCCACAGAGCAGCAAUAAGACACUCGAUCUUUUCCGAUUGCAUGAUUCCAGAGUAAACGUUGUUGUUUUUUUCUCCAUAUGACACAAAUAAAACAUCACAUGACAGUAACACAAGAGUAACGUACACAGUACAGUUCAGUACAGUAAGCCAUUUACCACACGACUUGUAUCUAAACAGUGAUUUUAUGUGUCAAUCUCUCGAUUUUGUUAUAUCAUAAUGAAUACAAUGUUUACCUUCAAUCUACUUCGGUGUAACUUCUCUUCCUUUUUAAACACAGAUAUCAGGUUCUGAAAAACGUGACGAAUAACGACAAAUCCCUCACAAAUUCCCUCAGGGUAACCGAUGAUACUGCCUCAUUGAACAAGCCAUUAGCCUAGCAUCUAGUGGACCACAGUUUCGCAGUGACAAUCUUAAUUCCCAUUAUGUGAGAAUCACUUACAUAUUAUGUCCAAAAACAACCCUUUGUACAAACAGGACUUUGGUCCUCCUGGGAGUUUCUUUUCAAUUGUCUUAGCCAGCCAAUCCAUAUGGUGUUGGUCACAGUAUUCAGGUCAACCAACCUCCUAAGUAACCCCAAAUUGGAAGUUUGUCUAAGGAGGACGCAGAGACAAGAGACUUCUUAAGGCGCGAGGCACCGUCUGAGAGGUCAAUCUAUCACAGUGUUUUGUAUGAAAAUGUAUGUAAUGAAUAAUAAUACUGAUUUCCAUUGGGGUUCUGUGAGCCCCUACAUGUUGUCGAUUCUGUGUUACGUACACGGUGUAAAACUGUCACUGACUCUUUGUAAAUUAAAUCUGUUUUCAGAAUAUCA
Molecule: messenger RNA, 4238 nt
Organism: Gadus macrocephalus (Pacific cod)
Lineage: Eukaryota; Metazoa; Chordata; Actinopteri; Gadiformes; Gadidae
Gene: inka2
Product: inka box actin regulator 2
Exons: 2
Coding region: 514-1893 (459 amino acids)
Cellular component (GO): nucleus
Molecular function (GO): protein serine/threonine kinase inhibitor activity; protein kinase binding
Source: RefSeq, a predicted model, not a curated record